Molecule: messenger RNA, 1467 nt
Organism: Penicillium bovifimosum
Lineage: Eukaryota; Fungi; Ascomycota; Eurotiomycetes; Eurotiales; Aspergillaceae
Product: phf1/phf2 family PHD finger domain-containing protein
Exons: 2
Coding region: 1-1467 (488 amino acids)
Biological process (GO): regulation of DNA-templated transcription; chromatin organization
Cellular component (GO): nucleus
Molecular function (GO): DNA binding; chromatin binding
Source: RefSeq, a predicted model, not a curated record
AUGGGGGUUGCCGCAACGCUCAUGGACCUUUCAGGCUCAGAAAUAAACACUGGGAAUCCUCACAACGUUCCCGGAGGCAGUAUGUUUGAUCAUGAGGGCGUUUCUGAGCUCUCAGCCCAGUCAGAGCUUCUAAGCGACAGUAUUCCCUGGCAAAAUUGGGGAUUACCCCUGCCACCUGGGUACGAGACAGCUUGGGCAGCCAACCAAGGUACUGGGACGAGCGAACAAAAUGUCGGCGACACGCUGUCUUCAAACCGAACUCGAUCUGGUCGUCGUAUCAAUCAGCCCGCCGCUCGAGACGCCGAGGUUGCGCCAAUUAAUAGGCCGCCUGCACCUGUCAAGGCCGGAGCACAGAAGCGGAAGCGUCAGAACCGCCAAAUAAAUAUAGUUUGCACUGGCUGCUAUCGAGGGAACAGUCCCUCGAACAAUCUCAUCGUUCUAUGUGACAGCUGUGAUGCCCCGUGGCAUCAGAAGUGUCAUAAUCCGAAUAUUGAUAAUGAGGCUGUUGAGGUCCCGGAUAUGGAUUGGUUUUGCAUUAGGUGUAGACCGGACCAAGGCCAAAGGACCCAAACCAAGUCUGGAAAGAAGGUUGCAGCCAAAGGAAACAAGCCCGGACGCCCAAAAAUUCCAGUUGUGUCUGAAAAACAAGUCGGUGGAUAUCGUUAUUCUGAAGAGAAACGACGGGCAUAUCUUUCAUCUCUUUCGCAUGAAACUUCCGAUGUUUCCCCCAACUUGCAAUCCGUGACUGCCUUUACCCCGUCCACUCCAGCAGCAUCACACAUCAAUCAGACUUCCAACCCCACAUCUAAAGCAGCUGCCAGUUUUCCAUUCCUUGACGGAAUAAACAUGUCUGUGAAUCCACAAAGCAUGGCCACGAGACACCAGAGCGGGGUGGCUCCUUCCUCUGCUGUUUCUGGCCCGACUUCCAUGACUGCCGACGGACUAUCCACCUCAAUGGCCCCCGAAACUGCCAUCAACCCUUCUCUUCUUCAGUCGGCUGGUGAGACUAUAACCGAUCAACAUUUUGCUGGUAUCUCUCACGCACAUCCUGCGCCGACUGUCCCUGCGCCAACCGUCACCGCGCCUUCCGCGACAACAAAUCCACGACACCCUUCUACAACUGUGCUCAAAUACACUGCUCGACCCUCGAAGGCGAAUAUUCCUGCUCGAAAGACGUCUAUCUCUUCCUGGAAUUCUAAUUUGCUCACUGACGACGAGUCAUCCCUCUCUCAAUCACGACCGCAAUCUCCAGCUCCAUUUGCGUCUCGAGCGUCACAAGUCGGUUCACACAAUGAGUCGGAUUAUGACUCUGAAGAUUACCGUGCCUACCCGCCAGCUGGUCAAGGAUUCCAGCUCUCGUCGGACCAGAAUGAUCUUGCCAUCUUGGCUGAGGAUAGAAAUUGCUCUACCUUCAGUCACUCUGUUAGGGGUGUAGCCCAGAAGGCUGCGAAGAAGAAUGCUGUCUAG